AUGACCGGAUCCGCUGGAAGCGAGAAGAUUGUAUACACUACGGGUGCGGGUGCCUUCUUCGGCGUUACCGCUGGUGCCAUCGAGUCCGUAUGGGCCAUCCCCAAGCUUGGUGUCAAGCUACCCAAACUCUCAGCUCAGCUCAAGCAUCUUGGCACGCGUUCGUUUGUCUUUGCUGCAGUUGGCUGCAUGUUCUCGACAGGCGAGUACCUAUCGGCGUCAAUUCGUCAAAAAGAGGACCCAAUCAAUGCAGGUGCGCUGGCAUGUGCGCUGCGUCAUUCUGGCAAUCGUCUCACGACACGGCUUUUGAGAAAUACGCCACUGCACACCAUGCCGACCGCUCCUAAGUUCGUGACGGUAAAAGCUAGCAAGUUCCUGAUUGAAAUUUUGCGGAGCGAUGCCGUCAUAGCAUAUAGGGUCACGUAG
Peronospora belbahrii is the source of this 423-nucleotide messenger RNA. The record is from the annotation of a GenBank genome assembly. Lineage: Eukaryota; Oomycota; Peronosporomycetes; Peronosporales; Peronosporaceae.